CUUACUACAAUAUGGAUAUAAAAAAUUAAAAAGUAAUAAAGCGUAAUAUUUUCUGUACUGUGAGAGAUUUAGGUGUGUAACUAUCAUUACCAUGACUGCCAUGUCAUGUCACAUGACUCGUGCGUCAUAAUAUAUAAUUUUCAUGCUUUGAAACGUCAGAACUAGAACUUCAGAACAGAACGUCAGAACACUGUUGGCAAAAUUCAAAAAUGAAGAAUAAACAAAACAAUUACGAAAUACUUCAUCCCAAAAAAUAAAUACUCAAUUGUUAAUGGUUGCAAAAAUAUUUCCAUAAAUUGCUUUGGAAACAGAUAAGAUAAAAAGCUGAUAAAAAUCUUUUUGAAAUUUUCAACAAUAGUGUAAGGUGUAGGUUAUUAACAAAUAGAGGCCAAUAUAUAAUUAUUAAAUAAGAAAAAUGAAUAUUAGAGUAGUGCAAGCAAUAUCUUUAACUCUGUUCGGAUGUAUGCUGAACAAUAUUUUUCUAGAGUACAUUAUACAGUUGGAUCCAGGAGCAGGGCAUUUGAUCACUUUUUGUCAGUUCCUCUUCAUUGCCAUCCAUGGACUUAUAUUCACCUCCAAAUUUGGUACAGUCAAGCCAAAGAUAACAUUUAGAGAUUAUAUGAUACUAGUUGUAUUAUUUUUCACGACUAGUGUGGUAAACAACUGGGCAUUUGCUUUCAAUAUUCCUGUUCCUCUACAUAUGAUUUUCAGAGCAGGGUCCCUUAUUGCCAAUAUGAUGCUGGGAAUACUAAUCCUCAAAAAGAAAUAUACCUUGGAGAAAUACAUAUCUGUGUUAUUAAUAACUAUAGGAAUUAUAAUUUGUACGCUUUAUUCUACCAAAGAGAGUAAAAGGAAAUGUAUUGACUGUGAUAUUGUGGUGGGCAAAGAUGAAGGAAUAAGUGCUUCCAAAGACUACUUCUUCUGGUGGAUAAUUGGCAUAAUAUUACUAACAACAGCACUAUUUUUAUCAGCCAGAAUGGGUAUUUUCCAAGAGGAACUUUACAAAAAACGAGGAAAACAUCCACAGGAAGCCUUGUAUUACACACAUCUGUACCCAAUACCUGGAUUUCUGUUAUACUACCAAAGUCUUGUAGAGCAUUCCACAAUAGCUAGCAAUAGCGAGAUGAUAUCUAUUCCUUUCCUGAAUAUUGGAAUGCCAAUCAUUUGGAUGUUCUUAUUGCUAAAUGUCAUAACCCAGUAUAUGUGUAUCAACAAUGUCUAUAUUUUAACAACCGAGUGCCAAUCACUAACUGUAACUUUAGUUAUAACUUUAAGAAAGUUUCUAUCAUUACUGUUUUCGAUAGUUUACUUUCAAAAUCCCUUUACUAUUGCUCACUGGAUUGGAACUGUUAUGGUGUUCACAGGUACUUUGAUAUUCACAGAAACACAUCAUCGUAUCAGGGAACAAAUUUCCAAAAAACCAAAAACUAAUUGAGAAAGUUUUUGUGUUUUGUUUUUGUUGUUUUAAAUGUUAUUGUUAUGACGUGUUUGCACUUGUUAGUUGCCUAAGGCAAUUUCAAGCAAAUAAACAAUAUAUAAUCUUCAAUCAAACAAUGGGUAGAAUGUCCUAACUCCACGCGUAAAUGUAUUAUUACUAUACAUAUUUGAGUAUAUUGGGUAUUUGAUUGAAAUUUCGUAGUGUAUUGCAUUUGUUCUGUUCUCUAGUUCUAAUCACGUUGACAAUACAAGAUUCACUGCACAGAGUUUUAGAGAAUCAUAUUGUCAUGAUUUAAGUUACUGAGUCUUUGAAAGUAUGAAUCAUUUCAGGAAAGUAUAAGAGCAUUUAAUGUAAUCUAUAUUUGUAGAGGGACAUAACACUUUCUAGUAAAGGCGUUUGAGGUAACAUUGUUAUAAGGAAUUUUAGGAAGUGUUGUUUGUACAUGCAUUUUGGGUAAUAAACGUCUUGUUUGAUUUCUAUGACUAGGAUGAUUCCACCUCAAGUUACCUACUGAGAAUAGCAC
This is a messenger RNA of Acanthoscelides obtectus, 1961 nucleotides long. Lineage: Eukaryota; Metazoa; Arthropoda; Insecta; Coleoptera; Chrysomelidae. The record is from the annotation of a GenBank genome assembly.